Drosophila busckii is the source of this 942-nucleotide messenger RNA. RefSeq names its product probable U2 small nuclear ribonucleoprotein A' (gene U2A). Gene Ontology annotation, molecular function: U2 snRNA binding; protein binding. NCBI's taxonomy places the organism in Eukaryota, Metazoa, Arthropoda, Insecta, Diptera, Drosophilidae. The transcript has a single exon. Gene Ontology annotation, biological process: mRNA splicing, via spliceosome. Bases 92 to 883 code for a protein of 263 amino acids. The record is from RefSeq and is a predicted model, not a curated record. Gene Ontology annotation, cellular component: U2 snRNP.
UGCUUCGCUUUGGUUUACGUUUGUUAAUAUUUUACAAAAAUAACAAAUUUUAACUGUUUGUACUUUAAAAUAUUGUGCAAACAUCGCCAAAAUGGUGAAACUAACUCCGGAAUUAAUAAACCAGUCGAUGCAAUACAUAAAUCCGUGCCGUGAGCGUGAACUCGAUUUGCGCGGCUAUAAAAUUCCACAGAUCGAAAAUCUGGGCGCCACAUUGGACCAGUUCGACACAAUUGAUCUGUCUGACAAUGAUCUACGUAAGCUGGACAAUCUACCUCAUUUGCCGCGGCUCAAGUGCUUAUUGCUGAACAAUAAUCGCAUUUUGCGCAUAAGCGAUGGACUUGAAGAAGUGGUACCGAGUCUCAGCUCCAUUAUACUGACCGGCAACAAUCUGCAAGAGCUGAGCGAUUUGGAGCCGCUUGCGGGUUUCAAGCAACUGGAAACAAUUUGCCUGCUUAUAAAUCCGGUGUCCACCAAGCCAAACUAUCGGGAGUACAUGGCGUACAAGUUUCCACAGUUGCGUUUGCUUGAUUUUCGCAAAAUAAAGCAGAAAGACCGGCAGGCAGCACAAGAAUUCUUUCGCACCAAACAGGGCAAGGACAUGCUUAAGGAAGUAGCUAAAAGAUCCAAAUUGAAUGCGGCAGCAGCGCUGGCUGCCGAAGCGACCACUGGCAAAGUUGGGGGCGAUAGUGGUAGAUUUGCCAAUCCGGAUGAUAUGCAGCGCAUACGUGAAGCCAUCAAGCGCGCCAGCUCGCUAGCUGAGGUUGAGCGACUGUCACAGAUAUUGCAAAGUGGACAAUUACCCGAAAAGUUCCAGCAUGAGAUCAGUUUAAACGGUCACAAUGGUGUCACCACCGAUCAAGUACCAGUGGCCAUGGAUUAUUAGAUUCUGUAGCUGCUUACUAAUUACAGUAGAUCAAUAUUUUAAUAAUUAAUAAAAAAAAA